GCCCUUGCCGGGUCGCCCCGUGGCUCGCGUCAGUGUUGCGCAGAUUCGGUUUGAACCGAAAGCGGAGUGUGACCUUCCCGGGCGGCGGAGACCGGCAGGAGACUGAGCGAGCGGACCCAUGUCAGCACUCCCGUCCACUACCCUCGCCACGGAGAUGAACAGCAACUUGGCUGGAGAUGAAAUCGGGAAGUUGUUUGUGGGUGGAUUAGAUUGGAGCACCACCCAGGAGACUUUGCGAAACUACUUCUCUCAGUACGGAGAGGUUGUGGAUUGUGUCAUAAUGAAAGAUAAAAGCACAAAUCAGUCGAGGGGCUUCGGCUUCGUGAAGUUUAAAGAUCCCAACUGCGUACGGACCGUCCUGGACACUAAACCCCAUAAUCUGGACGGUAGAAAUAUCGACCCAAAGCCGUGUACGCCUAGAGGCAUGCAGCCCGAAAAGACUCGGGCAAAAGAUGGCUGGAAAGGAAGCAAGACUGACAACAGUAAAUCUAAGAAGAUAUUUGUCGGUGGAAUUCCUCAUAAUUGCGGUGAAGCUGAACUCAGGGAUUAUUUUAACAGAUUUGGAGUGGUCACAGAGGUGGUCAUGAUCUAUGACGCGGAAAAGCAAAGGCCUCGAGGUUUUGGAUUUAUUACUUUCGAGGCCGAACAAUCAGUGGACCAGGCUGUCAACAUGCAUUUUCACGACAUCAUGGGCAAAAAAGUUGAAGUCAAGAAGGCGGAGCCUCGGGACAGCAAAGCUCCUGCCCCUGGUCAGCUGGGAGCCAAUCAGUGGGCCCCCCGAGCCAUCCUAAGCACAGCCAAUGGCUGGGCGGCACAGCCGGCUGCGAGCUGGCAACAGAGCUACGGGCCUCAGGGUGUUUGGGUGUCUACAGGUCAACCGCUUGCUGGCUAUGGACCAUCUUUACCUGCCGGCCGAGGUGCACCAGCACAACCUCCCUCUCCAUUUAAUGCAUUUCUAGUGGCAGCAGCACCUACAGGAGGAUUCGGGGCACCUCAGGGAUACCCCCAACAGGGCUUUAGCACACAACCACAGUUUGGAUAUAGUUUUGGCACACCACAAGGUGACCAGUUCGUAGCACAAGGAAUACCACCCCCUCCCGCCACACCAGGGGCAGGACCCCUGGCUUUUGCUCCGGCAACGACUCCCUCUCAGGACCUGAGCAAAGCCGCCUCGGCACAGCCGGACUUUUCCUACAGCCAAUAUGGCUUGGGUAACUAUCCUCAGGACCCCUCUGCCUACGGACCAACGCGUCCUUCUCACACUUAUGUACAGGAAGAGCAGGGAUAUAGUGCAGAUUCAGAUACUUUGGCCACAUACACACUGCAAAGUUUUGGAAGUGGGAGCCACAUUCAAUUUACAGGUUAUGGGCAGGACCUGAGUGCUUUUGGUCAUAGCUUUGCAGAUCCCAGCCAGCAAACUGCCUCAUACGCUGCAGCCCCCUCUGCGCCCUCGACGGGAGCCCAACCUGCAGCUGGCAGCUUUGGACGAGGACAGAACCAUAAUGUACAGGGCUUCCACCCAUACCGGCGCUGAGCUGCUCUCCUUUCACCCCCCCAAUGCAAUACACAUCGUCAGGGAUUCAGACGUUUUAUUCAAAUUGGACUGGAUUUUGGGAUUGUGUCUUUUUGAACAUCGCAAGCAAUUAAAAAGGGUUUUAUUGUGUGUAAAUUGUGAACUGGGGCUCUACUCCAAUAACAGAAGACCACAUAACUUCUCUAUAUUUUGUAGUAGGACUGAACUGCUGAAGUAUUUAGCAAUAGAUUUGUAUUGUCAUCAGCACACAACAGAGGCACCAGACAUCAGUGACAGGGUCUCCCAUUUAUUCAGCUUUAAUUCUAUUAGCGGGAAACAAAAACAAUUAUUUUCAAUUUUGUGACUUUGGUUUACUCUAUGAGCCUUUUACCAUUUUAUUUAUGUUUGUUUUGGAAAUAGAGUACAAAUGUGUAUUAUACACCUAAACUGUGCAAUUUUUUUAAAGAAUUUUGUACUAAUAUAUGUGCGCUUUUCUUGUUUUUUAUUUAAGGAUGUAGACUUCCCUCAGGUGGCUGUCAGUGCACUUUGCACUUAUGCAAAAAAAAGAAAACUUAUGAAAAUGAGAGUUUAUUUGAAAUAAAUGAUUUAAAGAAAUAAAA
Messenger RNA from Misgurnus anguillicaudatus (oriental weatherfish), 2133 nucleotides. The record is from RefSeq and is a predicted model, not a curated record. NCBI's taxonomy places the organism in Eukaryota, Metazoa, Chordata, Actinopteri, Cypriniformes, Cobitidae.